Messenger RNA from Priapulus caudatus, 6550 nucleotides. RefSeq names its product ubiquitin carboxyl-terminal hydrolase 47-like. The transcript is spliced from 29 exons. The record is from RefSeq and is a predicted model, not a curated record. Gene Ontology annotation, molecular function: cysteine-type endopeptidase activity; cysteine-type deubiquitinase activity. NCBI's taxonomy places the organism in Eukaryota, Metazoa, Priapulida, Priapulimorpha, Priapulimorphida, Priapulidae. The coding region runs from base 131 to 6541 and encodes 2136 amino acids. Gene Ontology annotation, cellular component: nucleus; cytosol. Gene Ontology annotation, biological process: protein deubiquitination.
GAUGCUAUAUUUGGGUAUCGCCAUUUGUACUUUCCUUCACCUCAGUCUUAUUUCGAGCUUUUUCUUCGCUUAUAGUGUCGAUGAAUUUUCACGAGAGCAGCUCACAAUAUCAGCAUAACAUAUAGUCAUCAUGGUACCCGUGGAUAAAUCCCAAGUUAGUCCCAUGGAGGAGUCGAAGGGAGGUGAAGAGGCGAAGGCUCUGUGUAUCGUGAGGGAUAUGACAAAUCCUCACUGGCAGACUAGCAAGAUCACCCUCAACCUAUCACUCUCUACUCCACUCAAAGACUUAGUCAGCGAGACUGCCAAAGAGUUUAAAUAUGUGCCGGAUUCCUUUCUACUUAUUUACAAUUUACCCGGAUGGACAGGGGAAGUGGAACUCAGUCCUAGCAUGGACUUAUCGUUACAUCUCUCGGAUAUCGGAGUAGUGGUGGAAUCGGAACCUGGUAUCAUUCGCCGCAACAACUUUACUCUGAUGGAGACGAAAAUUGGAAAACCACCAAAGAAAAUAGGUAAAAUUAGUGGCAACAUACUCUUCAAUAACCUAGGUUAUGUGGGACUGGUGAAUCAAGCUAUGACUUGUUAUCUCAACAGCUUGAUACAGACACUCUACAUGACACCUGAGUUUAGAAACGCUCUCUACAAGUGGGAGUACCGAGGCUCGUCCGAGGACGAUGAACCGAAGAGCAUUCCCUUCCAGCUGCAGAAGUUGUUUCUGAAUCUGCAGACGAGUAAGAAGCGAGCUGUGGAAACGACCGAUCUCACGCGCAGCUUCGGAUGGGACAGUUCAGAAGCGUGGCAGCAGCAUGACGUACAGGAGCUGUGUCGCGUCAUGUUCGACGCCCUUGAGACGAACUUCAAGAACACGGACCAGGCCGACCUCAUCAACCAGCUCUACCAAGGUCAGCUGAAGGACUACGUCCGCUGCUUAGACUGCGGCUCCGAGAGCGCGCGCACCGAUGCCUUCCUCGAUAUACCGCUCACCAUUCGACCGUUCGGCGCGACGACAGUCUUUAAAAGCGUGGGGGAAGCGUUACAGGCAUUCGUGGAACCAGAAACAUUAGACGGAACGAAUCAGUACUUUUGCGAGCAAUGCAACAAGAAAUGUGAUGCACACAAGGGCCUUGAGUUUGUAAAGUAUCCAUACAUGCUAACGCUACAGUUGAAACGAUUCGACUUUGACUACAGCACUAUGCACCGGAUCAAACUAAACGAAAAAGUUACCUUUCCUGAGAUUUUGAACUUGAACAAGUAUGUUAACAUAGAAGAGCCACUAUCACCCACCAAGGAAUGUCCAGGAAACUUCGACAUCGGGGCGCCAACUGCAGGAGAGAAUAAUCAUGAUUGUGAUGCUAACACCGUAGCAUUUGUGACUCCUAAUGGACCCACAGAAAAUGCACAACUGAUAAGCAAUAGUGUAGAAACAAGUAACAAACCAGUAGAGGCGAAAACGGGGAUUUUGGUCGACGUUUCGUCUGACACGAGCAACAAUAAGAGCGUUAAGGAGAAUGGAGUGGACGAGGGAGUGGAACUCAGCGAUAGCGGCGGCCCAGAAGGGGGCGCUGACGUCAAACAGACGACGGAAGAGACGCUAACCAACGACAAGAAUGCCGAGCACAUGAAAGAAGAAGGACCGUGGGUAUAUGAACUCUUCUCUAUCAUGAUCCACUCUGGUAGUGCUGCGGGCGGACAUUACUAUGCCUACAUAAAGUCGUUCACGGAUGGACAGUGGUACUGCUUCAACGAUCAGAGCGUUCAGAAGAUCACGUACGAUGACAUACGCAAGACGUACGGCGGUGGGGCGGGUCGAGCGUCCUACACCAGCACCUACACCAGCUCAACGAAUGCUUACAUGCUCAUGUACCGCCAGAUAGACAAGUCACGCAACUCAGAGCCGAUGCAGCUAGACACGUUUCCGCAGCAUCUCGCCACGCUGCUGAAGCGAAUCAGCGAUGAUUGCGACGAGUACGAGAAGCAGCAGGAAGCCAACCUGAACACGUGCCGGUUGAAGGUGUUCUGCCAGCAUCCGAUGGAGGGAAAGAUGGUCGACAAGAAGCUACACAUACACGCCGACGACACGCUGCAAGAUGCGACCGAUAGAGCUUACAAGCUGCUGGAUCUAGAGGGCGUAGUGACGCGCGACCAAUGUCGUCUGCUCAAGUACGACGAAUACCACGACAACAUCGAGGAGAGCUUCCAGCAGAAAGAGGGCGCCACCGAGCAGGAGGAGGAAGAGCGGACGAUGUCCGAUUACCUCGGGGGAGUGAAGAGCUCCUACAAGUUUGAUUUGAUGAUGGAGAUUCGACGACCGGACCAGAAGUUCCAGGUCUACGAACCAGGAGGCAUCUCCGUGAAGCUCCACAUAGUCGAUCUCGUGUCGGAGACGAUUCAGCCUCCGUUCAAUCUCCGCGCUCAAUCCUCGAACACGCUUGACGAGUUCAAGGCCAUCAUAUCUGAGGUGACCGGGUUGCCGACCAAUCCCAUGCGUCUGGUGCUGGAGAAAUACUCGGGGGAACUACGUUACCUUCACGAUCCGGAGAACAUCAACUCUCUCCGCGGCCUGGGAUUCUUCCGCAGUGAGAAGGUGUACGUCGAUUGUUCGGGAGUCGAGGACUCGCCUAACUUUGAAGAGUCGCGGCUGCACAAACUGCUAGAUGAGUUUGGCAAUACGAUACGAAUCACAAUAGUGCUUCCGCCGGCGUCGGAGUGUGACGAGCUCAUGCAGACUCUCCAAUCCCUCGGUUUCCUCGACGACAACCCAGCACUGGACCGAUGCACCCCUGCCCCCUCCACCCCGCCCGCCGCCCCGCCCUGCAGCAGCAGCACCCUCGUCCCCUCCCCCGCGGACUCCUCUCACGAUGCCAUCCUGUACGCCUCCUCCCCCUCCCCCGUCCCCGCAGCCACCGACGUCAAGCACGAGACGCAAUCGAUCGACUCGGGCGUGGCGAGCGACGCAUCAUUGAUCGCUGGCGGCGUGGCGGCGGCGGCAGAUGGAAGCAGCAGCAGGGAGAGCGGAGGGGAAGCUUCCUCCUCCUCCUGCUCCUCCUCCGCACGCUCCUCCUCCAAGACCUCGGAGUCUCCCGGGACGGACACACCGACGCUCACGGAGACCGUCGCCACGCCGACGUCCACAGCGGAGUCGUCGCCCGGCAACAGCACGGCAGAGGCGGUCCUCACCCCCGGCAACCAUGCCGCAGAGUCGGAUGUCACGCCUGGCAGCAGCCCCAAGAAGAUUAAGAAGACGAAGCGUGAGAAGGAGGCGGAGGCGACGAGCGAGUCCGCGGCGACGGUGGCGCCCCCUGCAGCCGCCGACAUCGCCGGCGGAGAUGGGAAGCACGUGGGGAAGCAGGACGUUGCUGCGGCGACGUCCGACGACGCGGCGUUGCCAGGCGCGCAGACGCAUCACAACACGAACAAUAACAACGACGCGAAACCGCCGCCGGCCGCCGCUGCGAAGAAAACAAAAGAUGCGGCGGCGCUGAACGGAACGAUGGUGCCCUCGCCGACGACUUCGCCCAAGAAGACGGUCAAGAAGCUGGUGAAGAAGAAGAAGAGUGGGGAUUCGACUGAGAAGAAAGGCGAGGCGGCCAAGAAGGUGACAACUGUGGCGGCGGCGGCGGCGGACAAUGGGAAAUCCGGGACGGAUCCCGCCCCCGAAAAAUCCCUCGUCGCCAACGACGAUACCUCGGACGCGUCUCGAGAUAGAUCCGCUUCGUCGUCGUCGUCGUGCGAGAAGAAGAAUCGACGGCCAUCCGUCGAUGACAAGAAAACAGACAAGAGAACAGACAAGAAAACAGACGACAAGAAAACGGACGACAAGAGAACAGACAACAAGAAAACAGACAAGAGAACAGACAACAAGAGAAUGGACGACAAAAAAACGGACGACAAGAAAACAGACGACAAGAAAACGGACGACAAGAGAACAGACAACAAGAGAAUGGACGACAAAAAAACGGACGACAAGAGAACAGACGACAAGAAAACAGACGACAAGAGAACGGAAGACAAGACAACUGAGGGACAGUUGGCUGUCUACGUGAGGCAGUGGUGUCCGUCUGAAUUCAAGAUGAAAAGCUUCCAGGAGGUUGUACUGGACAGUUUCGCUGUGGAAGAACUCAAGGCCAAAAUAUCUGAUCUGAGUGGCAUCGCGGCGUGUGACGUCAGCUACGCGAAGAGUAGAGGCACGUUUCCCUGUGACAUCUCUCUACUGGACGUAGACACGGAGAUGGAGUGGAAUCCGGACACGCAGCAGCUUAACUACUGGCCACUAUUCAUCAGCGACGAUGGAGCCGUCAUAUACUACAAAACAGACGACAAGAAAACAGACGACAAGAGAACGGAAGACAAGACAACGGACGACAAGAAAACGGACGACAAGAGAACAGACGACAGGAGAACAGACAAGAAAGCGGACGAGGGUAAGGCGGGGCGGCCGCGCAUGACGACAGCGGAGGCGAUGGCGGUCGUUAAGUCCGGCGACUCGUUCAUGAAGUCUCCCGGCACAGUAACGAAGACCGCCUCCUCGCUGCUCUCCCGCAUCCGCAAGUUCAGCGGCGCGUCGGCGACGGAGGAUGCUGCGCGCGUCGUCACCGCCUCCUGGAAGCAGAAGCAGCAGGAAGAGGGCGCCACCGCUGCCCCUGCGGGGUCGCCGAAGCUUCCGACGGGAAAGUCGUCUUGCGGGAAGACGGAGAAACGAGACGGGAAGGCGGGGAAGGAUCCCGGGAAGCCUGGACUCCCCCCGCGCCCGUCGGAGAGGAAGAAGUCGUCUGAUCUCGAGUCGAAGGGGAAGACGCUUUCUGGGGGAAAGACGGAAGGUGCGGGAGCGGAAUCGAGCAAGGACGUUGCCGCGGCGACGGUGACAACGAAGACUGACGUAAAGAGGAAGGUGGCGGGAGCGUCGCCCGAUCGUCAGAAACGCUCGUUGCCGAAGCUGGAGGCGCCCCUUGGCGGCAAGGACAAGAAGAUCUCAUCUAACGCACAGCAGUCCGAAGACAAAACGACUCAGUCAAAACCUCCGGCGGCGCCCCCUGUGGACGCAUCGCGAGUCGGCGCAUCCGCGGAACUUUCCACGUCGGUCGGCGAUGCGGCGGAAAGCAGGAAGACAGAGUCCGGGAAGACUCCGGAUAAUUCUUCUGCGGAUUCCGGAACUCCCAAGAAGAAGGUCGUGAAGAAGAAGAAGGUCAAGACAGCAGAGGAGGACUCUUCCCCCGGGUUGCCGGAAUUCGCCGCUGCUGCCACGGUGUCGUCGUCGCCGAAGAAGAAAGUGAUUAAAAAGAAGAAACCAAAGACUAGCGAAGCCACUGAGGCGGUUGCCACGACGACUAUGACGGAUGCGUCGCCGCCGCAGUCCUCUGUCGCGGAGCAGGGUGCUAACGCGGCGCCCCCUGCAGCACCCUCGCCCACAGCGUCGGAAUCUGCCGCAGCCACGCAGCGAGACAGUGUGGUGGUGGCGCCGGCAGGGAAACCUGCGGGGGAACCGUCAGGCGGUGCGGCAGCGCCGGAGAAGGCGGUGGCGACGCCCGCGGAACAUUCGCCGUCUGGCAGGUUAGAGCAGACGCGGGCGGAGGCUGAGGCACCGGUUGCGAGCGAGAGCCGUGGCGCCCCCUCUCUCUCGGAGACGGCACGUGGCACCCCCUCUCUCUCGGAGACGGCGCGUGGCGCCCCCUCUCUGCCGUCCGCGCUUCUCAGUGACAUUCACGCGGGUGGCGUCCUGCGACCCUGCCACCAGGAGACGCCACGAUGCGAGUCUCCCGGCGCGUCGUCGCCGGACGCGGCGGCCAAUAGCAGCGCGGACAGCCUGAAGCCGGAAUCGCCGAGUCAAGACUCGAUGAAGGACCUCUCGAGUCCAGAACCGCCGGUGGAGGAGGAGGCGCGGGGCGACGUGACGGCUGCGGGGAACGUGCCGCCCUCUGUGUCCGCGCUGUCAGAUGGAGAACACGACGAGGCGUGUCGGCGAUACUUCUAUGGAGACGAAAACGUCAACACGCUUACGGGACAGAGAGUUCUAACCGUAUACGUGGAUAAGAGGAUCACAAUUGCUGGUCUGAAGCAGAAGCUUGAGCCGUAUGUUAAAUGUCCCAUGGAUCACUUCAAGGUGUUUCGCGUCUACAGCAACGGGCAGGAGUUUGAGUGUUCUCGCUACCAGGAGACUCUCGUCUCCUACAGCGACGACAGCAAGCUGAGCAUCAAGCUCGGGCGUGCGCUCAAGAAGGGCGAGUACAAGGUGAAGGUCUACCAGCUAGGACCGGCAACGACCGCUGACGGUUGCAAGUUCCUCAUAGACACGAUCUUCGCAAAAGGAAUGACGGUCCUCGACUCUAAGAAGCUCAUCUUACCUGAGAUCAAGACACAGUGUGCUCUCGAAAUACCUCUAAACAGGUGUCGGCUGCGUAAGAAGAAUUGGAAGAACCCCGGAUCGGUUUACCUAGACUGGCAGAAGUACGAGGAACACAUUCCGAUCUUCUCCAACUGGGACGUCUUCGUCGAAUUGUUGAGCGGACCGGAGAAGUUAGUCAGUGAGGGACAGUUGGCUUGUGUGUAGUGAGGCAGG